CUUCACUAAACCAAACAAACAUUGCCAACAUCGUUCCUCCAAGGCUUCAAUUCACUAUACCAUCAAGUUAUCUUCAGUCUCUUUCUAGCUUUCUUAACUCUUCUUUCUGGGAAAGUUUAUAUUCCUCUUUCAGAGCAAAAAUGGGGUUGUCUAGAAAAGUUACAUGCAACACUUACGGACAAAAUUCCCCUUACUUCCUCGGAUGGAAGGAGUAGAGAAGAACCCAUAUGAUGAUGUUAAGAAUCCUGAGGGAAUCAUCCAAAUGGGACUUGCAGAGAAUCAGUUGUCCUUCGACAUUUUGGAGUCAUGGCUGGCCGAAAAUCCAGACGCGGCCGGAUUCAAGAGGGAUGAACAAUCCACAUUCACAGAGUUGGCUCUGUUCCAAGAUUACCAUGGGCUCUCUGCAUUCAAGAAGGCAUUGGUAGAUUUCAUGGCAGAAAUUAGAGGAAAUAAAGUAAAAUUUGAUCCAAACCGCAUAGUACUCAUGAAGCUGAGAAGGUGCCUCAUAUCCACCCAGCAGAACAACCCCGCAUUGCUCUUGUUCAGGCAGCUGAUACCAGCUACCUCUAGCCCGGUAACAAGCAUUCUCUGUCGUUGUUUCAACCUUUUUUGAUUUUCUGAAAUGUAAUUCUUCGUAAAUUCAUUAUCGGAAAGCAUUGCUGAGAGAAGAUACUGAGUUUGGGAGGAAACUUGGCCAAAGCUGGACAUUUUCGUGGCGGUAUCCAUGACCAUGUUAUCGUUGGAGUAAAUUGCCCCAACUUGAAAACCAGGAAGACCUAGAUCUUUGGAAAGGCUAUACACAAGGUGAACUCUGUUAAAAGCAUAAGAGUUCUCCAACUUCCUAUCUUUCACAAUCUCCAUGAUACUUACAAAUCCUGGAGAGGAAAAAACAGUGCCAGAAUAGAUUUCGUCGCUGAUUAAAUGAAUUUCCUUCUUGGAAAUAAAGUCAACCAGAAGGUUUAAUUCAGCGCGGCUCAUUGAAGUGCCCAAUGGGUUAGAGGGGUUGGUGACUAAGACUCCCUUAACUCUUAGGUUGCGCUUGUGAGCAUGUUGAUAAGCUUCUUCAAGAGCCGAUUCAGUGAUUUGGAAGUCAUUGGAGCUUGUGCAUUCAAUUGGUACAAUCUCCGCCCCAGUUCUCCACUUCAGAUCCCUAUCAAAUCUGAAACAAAAUAAAGCAUAAUUCAGUAACGUAAUUUUCACGCAUAAGGAUGUGAUCACCAUGAAAUUUGAUCCAAACCGCUGGUGCAACCUCUGCAAAUGAGACUCUCAUAUUCUGCCUGGCAGACCCCGGCGACGCUUUUCUCCUUCCGA
This is a messenger RNA of Rubroshorea leprosula, 1311 nucleotides long. The record is from the annotation of a GenBank genome assembly. Lineage: Eukaryota; Viridiplantae; Streptophyta; Magnoliopsida; Malvales; Dipterocarpaceae.